Molecule: messenger RNA, 2107 nt
Organism: Brachypodium distachyon (stiff brome)
Lineage: Eukaryota; Viridiplantae; Streptophyta; Magnoliopsida; Poales; Poaceae
Product: F-box/LRR-repeat protein At3g03360
Exons: 5
Coding region: 253-1665 (470 amino acids)
Molecular function (GO): protein binding
Source: RefSeq, a predicted model, not a curated record
UUUUUUUCUCCCAUUCCUCCUCGCCGCCGUGGUUCUCCGCCUCAAGCUUCUUUACCCAAGCAUCUACGCAGUCCACAGGCCACAGGUUUCUAUCCAGUCAGUGAUUGCCGGAUGCGGACGGGGCGCCCGGGAGGUAGGUCGGCCUGAAGAACUGCCGGCGGCGGCGGCGGCGGAUCCGGCUCGCUGGGGUGCCACGAUAUUCCAUGCCUCCCCAAGAUCCAUAGCACCGGCGCUCCCCAUCUGUUCGACGCUAUGUCUCUAGAGCAAGAAGCGGUCUCCCGCAGGCGCAACGCGACGCCUGAGGCAAUAAUCGGCGGUGGAGAUGGGAUUGAUGUCCUCCCGGAUGAGAUCCUGCAGCACGUGCUGUCGUUCCUGCCGGUGCCGGAGGCCGUGCAGACCUGCGUGCUGGCCAGGCGCUGGCAACACCUCUGGAAGUCCAUGCCAGUCCUGCGCGUCACCGGUGAGGGGUGGAUACUGAACCGGCGGGGUGUCAGGAAGCUCAACAAGUUUGUGAACCACCUGCUGCUCCUCCGUGACCGCACCGCGCCUCUGCACACGUGUGAGGUAGAACUCGGUACUUUCCGGAGCCAGGAUGAUCCGCAGAUCAACUUAUGGAUCCGACAUGCUCUGUUGUGCCAAGCUCAAGUGCUCAGUGUUCAUUUAAGCCGUGAUAACAAUAGUUUUGACCUGGAGGACCUGCCUCUUGUCUCUCGGCACCUGACGAGGUUGGAGCUUUGCAACGUGAUGUUAAAUGGUAACAUUCUUAAUUUUUCUAGGUGCCCAGCACUGGAAGAACUAUGGAUGAGGGAUUGCUACAUCGCACUUGAUGUUAUCUUGUCUCAAUCCGUUAAACGGCUGACCAUCCUUGACUGUAUGUUUUAUCAAAAUGCACGGACUCGAAUUUCCAUCCCAAGUCUCGUUACAUUGGAAUUUACUGAAUGUUGGGGGAGGACUCCAUUUCUUGAAAGCAUGCCAUCAUUAGUAACAGGAUCUGUUAAACUCACAAACUGUGAUGAUUGUUGUGGUAAAGAGGCUGGGAGUUCGUGUUUCAAUGUCAGUAAUACUUGUGAGAAUUGUGGUGCCAAUAAUGAUGGCAAUGGAGAUUGUGUGCUUCUCAACGGUUUGUCAGAGGCUAAAAGCUUGGAGUUGAUAGCUAAACCUGGUGUGUUUAUUUUCAGAAGGGAUUUAAUGCGGUGCCCAACCUUUAGCAAGCUAAAGACUUUAUUACUCAAUGAGUGGUGUAUGAAGACCAAUCUUAGUGCACUCAUAUGCCUUCUCCAGCAUACACCUGUUCUAGAUAAGCUUACCAUCCAGCUUUGUGAGGCAAUCAAUAGUCAAAUGGUAACUAAAGAAAGCUACAAUCCAAUAGAGCUCCCAUUUGCAACUAAGAAACUUAAGGUAAUGGAAAUCAAGUGUGAAACGAUUGAUGAGAAGGUUCACAAAAUUUUAGCGGUCUUGGAUACCUAUGGCAUACAUAUUGGUCAAAUUAAUAUCCAUCGGAGUAUUGGAUCUUCUGAAGAUUUUUUUUCAGGAAUCGGGAGCUGGACCUCCUCAACCCUGGAGUCAGAGCAAGCUCUCCCUCACAUUUCAGGAGCUGGACCUCCUCAACCCCGGAGUCAGAGCAAGCUCCCCCUCACAGAACGCUCAGCUUCGGAGCAUGAUUGAGCAGAUGGCAGACAGCAUCAGCAGAUACAAGCUCAGCAGCUGCACGCCAGCUCCUCACUCAGAUCUUGGCCCGGCUUUCUGGAACAUCCAACUUCAGUUCUGGUGGUUCAGCUCAUAAUUAGCGUGUUGUACUCCACCGAUCUGUGGAGCCCUUCAUCAUCCGUUAUCACUACUAACUAGCUAAUGUUUAUGCGCAUGCUGGUUUAUAUUGUGUUCGGCACUUCCCUGUUGUGUUCGACGGGAAACAGGAGCACUUCCCUGUUAUGUUUAUGGACGACUUAUGUUGAAUGGGAUUAUACUGUGGAUGGACAUAUGCUACCGUAUAUGCAUAUUUCUGUAGGGGCGAACUUUUAUCUAUAGUUUGUUUUUAUGUUUGGUGUUAUUAAUUUGGUGGUAGAUAUGAGGAGAGAAUGGUAAAGAAAAACGAGAUUUUGGCACCUUA